CAAAGAUCAAUCAGCUGGUGUAGUGCGUGUGUGUAAUGACGUGUUCCUCUCGUCUUCUCAGAAAACGUUAUUUUUUGUCCAAAUUAGACGUUAUCUUGUCAGUAUAGGUGAUGCAGCAUAGGUGAAAGAAGCAAGUAUUCCGUGUGCAAUCGUUUCAACACAUCAUUAUCGCUUUUUCUGACUUUAAAUUCGAGUUUCGGUCACGCUUUUCUCGUGAUGGCUCUGAGCCUCUACACUACGGUCCUUGCGAGGACUCUUCUAGCGGUCGUCUACAUCUCGAGUUUUCCCGUCCUGGGUUCGAUUCCCAAAGAUAUGAGCACCCCUGAUAGCUUUACCCGGGCUGUGUUGGAUAGAUACGGGUCUGGUGGCAGUUUGACCGUACAAGGCUUGCAGGUUUUGCUCCGGAACGCGUCGAGUUGCCCCGCCGGGACUCGGCUGUGCAGUGGGCGGGAGGGGGCGGCAUGCGCGCCGCCGCAAGACUCGUGCAGCUCCACGUGUAUGUCAGCAACAGAGGUGCUACAGAUUCACAACAUGUCGGCAGACUCAGAGCUGAAUGCUACAGGACUCAGGGAGGUCUGUCCAACACUGCUGUACAACCUUGACCGUACCAAUGGCUGCCAAAGUCGGGGGGAGAACAGCACGGAGUCAGAGGAGCAUGGUGGAUCAGGACGGCCCAGCCCAGUUGAAGUGUGGGGAUACGGUAUAUUGUCGGUCAGUGUGAUCAGCCUGUGUUCUGUAAUGGGGGCCAUCGUCGUGCCCUUCAUGAAGAAGAGGCUGUACACCCUGCUGCUGACCUUCCUCAUUGCGCUGGCCGUGGGGGCACUGUCAGGAAGUGCGCUGUUCCACCUCAUCCCUCAGGCCUUUGACCUUCCCCCUGAGGAGUACACAGAGAAGGCAGCGGCCAUCUGGGCAGGGAUCUACCUGUUCUUCAUCACAGAGAGGCUGCUGAAGAUGGCGUCCAAACUACGACAAAAGAGGAAGGCCAGGAAGUAUGCCCAGCAGACAGGGAAAGAGCUGAGGGCAGACGUGGCAGUAUGUGCGGUGAGGGCACGCACCCUGUCACACGUGGAUCCCCACAUCACAGAACCUCCACGGCAUCACGGACACAGCCACGGUCACGUCUUUCAUAACCCAGACAGAGAUUCUACAGAGGACAGCAGCACAGAGGACAGGGAGAGUCAAAAGAAGAGAAGCUGUUGCCGGGCGCUGUGUUCUAACACGGACACCAUCGCGACCGUGGCGUGGAUGGUGAUAUUUGGGGACGGGUUACACAACCUGAUGGAUGGGCUGGCCAUCGGCGCGUCCUUCCAGGUGUCUGUCUUCAGCGGAAUCAGCACCUCGCUGGCUGUGCUGUGUGAGGAAUUCCCACAUGAACUUGGAGACUUUGCCAUCCUGCUGAAUGCCGGCAUGUCGGUGAGACAGGCCAUGUUCUACAACUUCUUGUCAGCCUGCUCCUGUUUCGCCGGGCUGGUUGUCGGGAUCGUGGUGGGAGACAACAGCCAGGUGGGGCAGUGGAUCUUUGGGCUGGCUGGAGGCAUGUUCCUCUACAUCUCACUGGUGGACAUGAUGCCAGAAAUGAAUGCUGUAGACGAGGAUGAAAAGAAAGGCCAGGAGAAGAGUCAGGACAUGGAAGAGAAAUCCUCGUCUCUGCUGCGGUUCUUCCUACAGAACCUGGGCCUGCUGGUGGGGUUCGCUGUCAUGCUGGUCCUGGCAAAGUUCCCCUUUGAGAUCUAAGUUGUAUCUUUAGCCAUAUUAAAAAUCAGUAGCCUCCUUUGAAAGGCAUUUUUGGAAUAUUACAGCUGGUACAUACAAGCCAUCAGCACAAAAGUGCAUUAAUUAAGGGUUAAUGACCCGCCCCGAGGUGAAUAUGGUGUGAUAAAGCCUUGUCAGUUGCCAUAACCACCGAAU
This is a messenger RNA of Branchiostoma belcheri (Belcher's lancelet), 1908 nucleotides long. RefSeq names its product zinc transporter ZIP14-like. The record is from RefSeq and is a predicted model, not a curated record. Gene Ontology annotation, biological process: zinc ion import across plasma membrane; intracellular zinc ion homeostasis. Lineage: Eukaryota; Metazoa; Chordata; Leptocardii; Amphioxiformes; Branchiostomatidae. Gene Ontology annotation, molecular function: zinc ion transmembrane transporter activity. Gene Ontology annotation, cellular component: membrane. The coding region runs from base 217 to 1734 and encodes 505 amino acids. The transcript has 8 exons.